Messenger RNA from Vigna unguiculata (cowpea), 3583 nucleotides. RefSeq names its product DNA topoisomerase, type IA, core. Gene Ontology annotation, molecular function: DNA binding; DNA topoisomerase type I (single strand cut, ATP-independent) activity. Lineage: Eukaryota; Viridiplantae; Streptophyta; Magnoliopsida; Fabales; Fabaceae. Gene Ontology annotation, cellular component: chromosome. The record is from RefSeq and is a predicted model, not a curated record. Gene Ontology annotation, biological process: DNA topological change.
CGCCAUUUUUUUGCCGUUACUCUUAAACCCUCUUCUUUAUUCAACAAAACCCUCCCUUCACUCAUCACCAUCUAUGAAAUGAACACACCACUACAAUGAUUCAACUUCACAGAACCUUCUUCUCCACCUCAACCUCAGUUCCUUCCUCUCACACUCUCUCGUUUCGUCACUUCAUGUUGCAGUUCAGGGCGCUGCAGCCUCCGACAUACGCGCUCUCACCACACGCCUCAUCAACCAUCACCGGCACCACCUUCCAAUGUCGUCGAACGUGUGUACUGUUCCCUCGCAGCGUGACCGCAAAGAGGAGUCCCGUCCGUUCUUUCGCAGUGAAGUCCACGGCGUUGUUUGGUGACUAUUUUAGUUUUCCGUUCGCCGCGAACUGCACGACGCCGUUUGACCAUGGGCUCUUCUCGAAGGGAUUCUCGACGAGCGUGGCAGAUAAUGGAAAGCAAGGGAAACGGGUGAAGGCUGUCGUCGUUCGCGGAAAGGAGAAGGACGGGAGUGUAAUAAGCGACGGUGCGAGUGGAAAAGAUGUUGCGAAAACUGCAAAGAAGAAAACCGUGAAGAAGAAACCUUCGCCGAAAAAGAAGGUGUCUGCUGCCAGCAAUUCGGCGCAUGAGGAGUGUGCUGCAGAAGUUUCUGGAAAAUCUACCAAAUUGAAGAGGAAGAAGGUUUCCAAGAAGAGUUCAGUUGACAGUGCAAUUGAAGAAAUAGUGGAUAAUUCUGCCUCUGUGAAGGAUGAGUUGAAUAAGAAAAAGGGGAAUUCUAGUCUUAUUGAAGAGGCGAAACCGUUGUGGAAUUUUACGCACAAGCCAUUGUUUCCUCCCUCUGGAAAGUCUGUGGUGGUUGUGGAGUCUGUAACAAAGGCAAAGGUUAUUAAGGGAUACCUUGGUGAUAUGUAUGAGGUCUUGCCUAGCUAUGGUCAUGUGAGAGACUUGGCAGCCAGGUCUGGGUCCGUUCGACCGGAUGAAGAUUUUAGCAUGGUGUGGGAGGUUCCGGCACCUGCCUGGACUCAUCUGAAGAGCAUCAAGGUUGCUUUGAGCGGAGCAGAAAACCUUAUUCUUGCAUCAGAUCCUGAUCGAGAGGGGGAGGCUAUUGCUUGGCACAUUAUUGAGAUGUUACAACAACAGGGUGCUCUACAUGAUAACAUAUCCUUAGCACGAGUAGUCUUUCAUGAAAUAACUGAAAAAUCUAUAAAAGGUGCCCUACAAACACCGCGACAGAUUGACAUAAAUUUAGUUCAAGCUUACCUUGCUCGGCGGGCUCUUGAUUACUUGAUUGGGUUUAACAUUUCUCCUCUACUAUGGAGGAAGUUACCUGGUUGUCAGUCAGCUGGAAGAGUUCAAUCUGCUGCACUUGCUCUUAUAUGUGAUAGAGAAAUGGAAAUUGAUGAAUUUAAACCGAAGGAAUAUUGGACUGUGGAGGUUCAAUUGAAAAAGAAGGAUUCGGGAUCAAACAAGAACUUUACUUUUCCCGCUCGCUUGACCCAUUUUGAUUCAAAAAAGUUGAAUCAGUUUUCAAUUACUUCUGAUAUUGAGGCAAGACAUAUUCAAAGCAAUAUAAACUCAGCCAAUUUUCAUGUUGUUUGCUUGAAGAAAAGCAAAACUCGAAGAAAUCCUCCAACACCUUACAUAACGUCAACACUUCAGCAAGAUGCUGCAAACAAGUUGCAUUUCACGGCAAGUUACACAAUGAAGCUUGCACAGAAGCUCUACGAAGGAGUUGAACUCUCUGAUGGUGUAGCAGUGGGUCUGAUAACAUACAUAAGAACUGACGGAUUCCAUAUUUCUGACGAAGCUGUUGCUAAUAUACGCUCGCUGAUCAUUGAAAGGUAUGGACAAGAUUUUGCGGCACAAAGUGCUCCGAAAUAUUUUAAAAAGGUGAAAAAUGCACAAGAGGCCCAUGAAGCUAUUAGACCAACCGACAUACGCACGUUGCCAUCAAUGCUUGCUGGGAUACUUGAUGAAGAAUCUUUGAAGCUCUACACACUUAUUUGGUCACGAACAGUUUCAUGUCAAAUGGAACCUGCUGUCAUUGAGCAGAUACAUCUUGAUAUUGGAAAUGGUGAUGAGUCUAUUGUAUUACGUACUACGAGUUCAAUGGUUGAGUUUCCUGGGUAUCAGGCAGUUUAUACGGAUGUUGAAGAUAAAGACCGUGAUGAAUCCAGCCCUGAUCAAACAUUUGGAAUACUAAGUUCUCUCAAGACAGGGGAUCCUCUAUGCGUGGUUCAAACUGAACCUUGUGAGCACCACACACAACCACCACCACGGUACUCUGAAGCAUCAUUGGUUAAGAAGCUUGAGGAGCUAGGGAUUGGAAGGCCAUCAACAUAUGCAUCCACAAUAAAAGUUUUACGGGACAGAAACUAUGUUACAGUAAAAAAUCGAGUUCUGUCUCCGGAAUUUCGUGGACGCAUGGUUUCAGCUUUUCUGUCGCAUCAUUUUUCAGAGGUCACGGACUACAGUUUUACUGCUGAUAUGGAAACUGAGCUUGAUAAUGUUUCCGCUGGGUUGACUGAAUGGAAAGGCCUCCUUAGAGACUAUUGGACACGAUUUAAAUUAUACUGUGAGCGUACUUCGAAUGUUCAUAUUCAUCAGGUUGAGAAAAUGUUGGAAAAAAAGUUUGGCGAUUUUUUAUUUGCUUCUCUUCCAGAUCAGACUCGGGUUUGUCCAAGUUGCAUGGAAGGCACACUUAUUUUUAAAGUAAGUAGAUUUGGUGCUGGCUACUUUAUUGGUUGUGAUCAACAUCCAACGUGCAAGUACAUUGCUAAAACAUUAUAUGGUACAGAGGAGGAAGAGGAUGUACCUCAGCCAAACACUAGAGUAGAGGAGCCAAAACUACUAGGUGUUACCAGUGCUUCAAAUGAAAAGGUUCUUUUGAAAACUGGUCCUUAUGGCUUUUAUGUUCAGCUCGGAGAAGACAGGAAGGGAUACACACCCAAAAGAGCCUCUGUGUCUCAUGUCAAGGAUGUGGGUACUAUCACUCUUGAAGAUGCACUCGAGUUGCUGCAAUACCCAUUGACAUUGGGUAACCAUCCCAAGGAUGGACAACCUGUCAUAUUAAAGCUCGCAAGAGUUGGGUUUUCUGUUAGACAUCGGCGCACAAUUGCUUCUGUUCCUAAGAAUAUCAAGCCAACUGAUGUGACCCUGGAAAAAGCCCUUGAAUUUUUAUCCGGAAAAGACGUGAGACGGUCUGGUCGUCCAAAAGGCAAAUCUAAAACUCAAGAAGUUGAAGUCAUUGAAGCAUUUUAAGUUGGCCUAUAUUUAUAGCAUGAGUGCUGGUUUUUUCGUGAUUGGCUACGUUAACAUGUGCCUUUAUCUACUUGGAAUUUCCAACUAUUCUCCAACCAAAGAAUUUGUGAAUCCAGUCAAACACCAGUCCUGCAAGGUUCUUUUAUGCACCAAAUGUAUAUUUAUAAUUGAUUUAAGAAAUUUUGUAGUCUUUCUUUGGUUAUAUGUACAUUAGGCCAAUAUAUUAUUUAGUUUAGAGAAAAGAAUAUUUGUUAUUGCCAAUAUUGGUUGAACUUGAAUAAGCACUGAACGGUAAGUUUGUUUAUCAGCAAGGAUUGAUAUUCUUUUAUCUA